Messenger RNA from Paramecium sonneborni, 1514 nucleotides. NCBI's taxonomy places the organism in Eukaryota, Ciliophora, Oligohymenophorea, Peniculida, Parameciidae. The record is from the annotation of a GenBank genome assembly.
AUGUAUAACCGUCCAAAUUCUAAGUAGAGGUAUUAACAGGACCCAAACAUAGACUAAAUCAACCUUAAAGAAAAAUAGUUAUAUUUAUAAUCAAGCAGUAUAAGUAAAAAUCAAACUUUUAUUAUUUAGAUCCAUUAACAGGAGCAGUUCUUAGAUCUGAUCAAUAUCAAUCAUAUAAUCAAACAAAUUAAAACAAUCACAACCUUGAUAAGAAAAUUGCACUCCAAACAAGCUCAAUAAGUUCCACCUUUUCCUAUUCUAUUAGAUCCCUUAACUGGAGAACCCCUUAUCAGAAACGCUCCUGUGUAUCAAAGUGAGUCUCACAAUUCUAAAUAUGCACCAUAUGGAACAUCUGCAAAUGCUGGAAAUUAUACCACAUCUGCUGGUCAAAUUGGAGCACCACACAACUCCAAAGAUGACCCUCAAUUCCAGAGAAACUUAAUUAAAUUCUUUGCUGCUGAUGAUCCAAAUCAAAUUCAACCCAAACAUCCAAAGAAAACUACCAAUCCCAUUCCAUCAGAUCCUUCAUUCUAAAGAAAUCUUGUAAAAUUCUUUGCUGCUGAUGAUCCUAGUUCUCCACAUAAAGCAAAUAACCAUAGACCAAACUAAUCAAGAUCUAAUUAAUUAUAAUAAUAAUCCUAUCCAUAGUAGUCCUAGACAUCUAAUUUAAAUAAUAAUUAAUAAUUCUAAUCAAACUUGAACAAAUUUUUUGCAGCUGAUGAUCCUACCAUAAUAAAAAAAUCAAAUUAACAUAGUAACUAAGAUAAAUCCUAUUAAUAAUCUAGACAUUAAUCAAAUUAGUUUUAAGAGGCUAAUUUUAAUAAUAAUAAUGAUCCUUAAUUUGAAAAAAACUUAAUUAAAUUCUUUGCAGCUGAUGAUCCAUCUUAACCAAAAAAAAUUAUUCAUUAAUAAACACAAUAAUAAUAGUAAAUUAAUCUUAUUGAAUAAAAUAAACUUUCAAGAUUAGAAUAAGAUCCAAGAUUUUAAAAAAAUCUAUAAUAAUUUUUUGGAAUUGAUGGUGGUUAAUAACCAUUUAAAGGAGGAUAGUAAUAAUAAUUAUAUUUUUAGAGGGGUCUAAGGGGCCAUCUAAUAAAUAAAUAAGACAAAUAAAGUUAUUGCCAUUACAGAUAGUAGUUCAGCAGCUAGAAAUUAAGUUGCAGCCUUCUUUAGAACCAGAGGAAUUGAUGACUUUGAUGUUUUUACUGUUCCAGGAGGUGUUUUUGGUUUACAAAAUAAUUAAAUUUGGGAAUCAAGUUUAAAAUAUUAUAUGGAAACAAUGAAUGCAGCCUAUGACAUUCGUGAAAUCUAUAUCUUAUCUGUAUUAGAUAAUAAUACUGUAUAUAGAAUUUAAUAUAUCUUAGAAUGCUAAAAUUUAUGUUAAUGUUAAUGAUAAAAGAUCACAUUAAAUUGCCAUCUCUGAUUUUAAGACCAUACUUGAAACCCGACUCAACAUUUAACAUAAAUUAAAUGGAAUAAUUAUCGAUCAAAGAGGAGCAUCAGAGAAGGUUUUUUGA